Molecule: messenger RNA, 1386 nt
Organism: Microplitis demolitor
Lineage: Eukaryota; Metazoa; Arthropoda; Insecta; Hymenoptera; Braconidae
Exons: 1
Coding region: 1-1386 (461 amino acids)
Source: RefSeq, a predicted model, not a curated record
AUGGCUAAAGAAGUAGCAGUUAUCAUCGUUGGACAAAAUUCUGAAAAGAGAAAUAUCAUCCUGAACAGCAGAGACGAUAAGUUAAAGCGAAUCAGUGAAAUCCAUCGCGCGUAUGAUACUUUACAAUAUCCUCUGAUGUUCUGUCGUGGAGAAGAUGGCUAUCACAUUAAUAUUCCUAAGCGUGAUGAAAAAACUAAGCGUCCUCUAAAUAAGACCGUGUCAGCUUCUGAGUUUUACAGUUAUAGAAUAAUGGAGCGUAAUGGAGAAGAAAAUCAUUUACUUUUAUUUCGCACUCUAUUAAAUCAAUUUUUGGUUGAUAUGUAUGCGAAAAUUGAAACUAAACGACUUAAUUGGAUUCGUAACCAUCAAACAAACUUACGAAGUGAAGAAUACGUUCACCUUAAAGACGCUUUAACGAAAACCGACGGUCAGAUAACAAAAAUAGGUAAAAUGGUUGUGCUGCUAUCUUCUUUUACUGGUGGGCCACGAUACAUGCAUGAACGAACUCAAGAUGAUUUGACUUAUGUACGUCAUUUCGGACGUCCAGACUCAUUUAUUACGUUCACUUGCAAUCCAAAAUGGAAAGAAAUUGAAGAGCUUUUAGUUCAAGGCCAAAAAUCUCACGAUAGACAUGACUUAAUAGUAAGAAUUUUUCACGUGAAAAUUAAGCAUAUGAUGAAUCUUCUGACAAAAGGUUGCAUUUUUGACAAAACGAAGUGUCAUAUGUAUACUGUGUUAGAAGAAAAGCUGAGACCAGAAUCUAUUGAUAAGGUAAUUAGUGCUGAACUGCCUAAUCAAGAUCAAGAUCAAGAACUAUAUGAAAUAAUAAAAACAAAUAUGAUUCACGGUCCAUGUGGUUCUUUUAAUAGAAAUUCUCCCUGUAUGGUGGAUGGUUCAUGCACGAAAAAAUAUCCAAAACAUUUUAUAAAGGAAACCCAAACAGGAGAAGAUGGAUAUCCUAAAUAUCGUCGGCGAUCUCCUGAAGAUGGUGGAGUAACAACAAUAAUAAAUGGAAUUAAUAUAGACAAUCGAUGGGUGGUACCGUAUAAACCUGUCCUGUGUCGUACAUUCAAAACUCAUAUAAAUGUUGAAGUUUGCAACUCAGUGAAAUCAAUUAAAUAUAUUUGUAAGUAUAUAAAUAAGGGAUCUGAUCAAGCACCAUUCACUGUUGCAGAUCUUGAUGAAGUGACAAAGUAUGAAGCAGGACGAUACAUUAGCACUUCUGAGGCAGUUUGGCGAAUACUGAGUUUUCCUAUCCACGAGAGAUUCCCUCCAGUUAUGCAUCUUGCUGUACAUUUAGAAAAUGGUCAACGAGUUUUUUUUAAUGAAAAUAAUAUACUCAAUCAGAUCAACAAUUCCAAAACAACACUUAUGGCUUUUUUUUAA